Acanthaster planci (crown-of-thorns starfish) is the source of this 1299-nucleotide messenger RNA. RefSeq names its product beta-1,3-galactosyl-O-glycosyl-glycoprotein beta-1,6-N-acetylglucosaminyltransferase-like. Gene Ontology annotation, molecular function: acetylglucosaminyltransferase activity. Lineage: Eukaryota; Metazoa; Echinodermata; Asteroidea; Valvatida; Acanthasteridae. The record is from RefSeq and is a predicted model, not a curated record. Gene Ontology annotation, cellular component: membrane.
AUGCUACAGAUCUUGCAGGGCCAGACCACGAGUGACGUAUGGCGAUGGACGGCUAGGCACAGAGAAAUGUCUACAUCGAACGGAGAGAGCCAAGUAGCAGAGAUGAGCCAUUCACGUGUCAUGUAUCACCGGCACUGGGAUGUCAACUGCUCCGCUCUAUUUGCCGGCGACGAUGCUGAGAUCGAAGAAACAGCGAGGUUCAUCGCCGGGGAGAGGGAACAGAAUAACGGGUCUCUCCCUGUCCCGACAGACGCAGAAGUACGGAACUGGACGCGUGACUGUGAUACAUUCCGAAGGGAAAGGGGAUACCCGUUACGUCCCUCGUCAGAGGAGGAGGCCAGCUUUCCUCUUGCAUACACGAUCAUCACUCACAUCACCUCGGCUCAAGUCGAGAGGUUGCUGCGGGAAAUUUACCAACCACAGAACGUCUACUGCAUUCAUCCGGACGCCGGAUCAUCGGAAGAUUUUCAGGGUGCGAUUCGCGGCCUCGCCCAUUGCUUUGAUAACGUUUUUAUCGCGUCAAAGCUCGAGGAUGUUCAGUACGCUGGGUUCACGCGACUCCUCGCCGAUAUCAACUGUAUGCAAGAUUUAACGGGCUCUCGGACUCAGGUUCGCGCUUGGAGGUACCUGAUUAACUUGUGUGGUCAAGAUUUCCCUCUUAAAACAAAUCUCGAAAUUGUGCGCCAAUUGCGAUUUUAUAACGGCACCAAUGAUAUCGUAAGCUAUCCCCAGACAGCAUAUAAAAAAUACUGGACGUUUUUUCACCACGCUGUUAGAAAUGGUAAGGUUGAGCUCACUCGAAUUCGCAAGCGCCCCCCUCCCCACGGCGUGAAGCUGCACAACGGUAACGCCUACUUUGCGGCAACGCGACGGUUCAUCGAGUUUGUGCUGACCGACCAGCGAGCCAUUGAUCUGCUGGAGUGGACACGCGACACCUACAGCCCCGAUGAAGUCUAUUGGGCGACCCUGCAAAGGCUGCCGGGCGUUCCCGGUGGAUUUCCCGACAACAUCGCCAACUCUGGCUACAGGUUUCGGUUCGUAAAAUGGACGAGCCACCGUAACACCCCAAAGUGCCGUUUUGGGAAGGACGUCCGAGUCGUGUGCAUAUUUGGUGUAGACUACCUCCAGUACCUCAUACGGGUCCCCAAUCUCUUUGCAAACAAGUUUCAUUACGAUUUCGACCCUGUGACGAUGCAGUGUCUGGAAGAGACGCUAGACUUUAGAAGGACACAUCCAAUGAUGUCAAAUCAAUUAGAACAUUUCCCUCUGUCCAAUUACAUAUACAUAAAGAAACAAUAA